Molecule: messenger RNA, 2678 nt
Organism: Ruditapes philippinarum (Manila clam)
Lineage: Eukaryota; Metazoa; Mollusca; Bivalvia; Venerida; Veneridae
Exons: 2
Coding region: 173-1594 (473 amino acids)
Source: RefSeq, a predicted model, not a curated record
AUGCAAGCCCCGACAGAUAUAAUAUAUAAAUCGUUAUACAUUUUAUAUAUCUUGUUAGAGUUGACAGAUACGUGGAAGAAGGUGCACAUUUUCGAGUUGAUAUUACCAUAUUUAUUAAAUUUGUAAGUUUUUGCUACAACGUGGAAAUUAUUAAUCAAGGUAAGCUUACAAGAUGGAAAAUCUGGACAGUAACAGUACAAUGUGCUGCUCAACCCACUCGGAUAAAGUUGCAAAAGCAGCGUGCAUAAGCACAAAAGAACUUCUUUGUUUUGAAUGCCUUUUGGAAAAAGCAAAGGCCUCAGUACCUGUAAAGGAACUUGAAGAAAUGUCCGAGGGAGUUGAAAAGCUCAUACUUGAUUGUUUAAAAGAGAAGCAAAGAGCUCAAAGAAAGAACAACUAUAUUGACGAAUACAAAAAGAAAACAGAAGAUGCCAAAGAAAAAUUAAGUAAAGAAAUUCAUUGUUUCUAUGAACAACUUACAGAAAAGAUCGUUAAAAUGAAAGAUAACACACUUCUUUCUUUGGAAGCUAAAAACACUUUGCUUCUUGAAAUGUGUAAUAAAGAUGAAGAGAAACUCAAAACUGCAACACGUAUGAUUAACACACAUCUCGAUAAGUUAUCAGAAGCAAAAGGAACAGAUUUUGACAAAUUCAAAGCAGAAGUGGAAAAGAUCAUGAAUAAACUAGAUGACAUUGUUGACCAUGAAUCCUGUCCUGAAGCAGUUUUUCAUGCUUCAAAACAAUUGAAUGAAGUGAUACACAUGUCCGAAAGCAUGAUUGGAGAGGUCAUUUUCUUUGCAUCUGAUCAUUACGAAGCGCUUGGGCCAACAAUAACGGAAAGUAAAGAAAACCCUGAGGGAACAAUUUUGGAGGACCCUACGUCAGUCGUCCAACCUAAACUUGGUUCGGAUGAAGUCAUUGAAGAAAUAAAACCAAUAGUUAUUCCACGUGAGAGAAUUCCAAGUAAAGAGCCAGAUUCGCCUGAAUCAAUUCAAGUACCUGAAGAAAAUGGCAAAUCGAAAGGGAAACAAAAAAAUCCGAUAAAAAAACAAGAAAAAAAACGAAUAAAGCUUUUCAAAAGGUCAAGUAAACAAGAUAUACAAGAAGAUGAUCUACAAGUUUAUGAAGAAUUUAAUUUUAAAAACGAAAAUUCAGAACAGGAGGCAAGGCAUCUGGUUAAUAGAACAGUGACGCUGUCUGAGUUUCCAGAUGACUUAAGUACCUCAUUCAAAUUCACCAAACUUGUUCCAAUCGGAUUAAGAAGAAUAGGACUCUUAAGCGAAAACCAUUCAAGUAUUUUUUUAUGUGGUCUGGACGGAAAGAUUCAAUGUACAAAAACCUACCCAAAAGACGCUCUAAUUAGCAUUGUGGAAAUGGCAGAUGAUAUGAUAGCGGUACUUAACAAUAAGGCCACAACUAUUGAAACAUUGAAAGUUAUAGACAAGAGAUUUGAAGUGAAGAAUACUAUUAACUUAAAACUGGACAUUUCAAAAGUCACGGGAUUUGAUUAUUUAAAAAAAAAUCCCACUUGGCUAUUGGGACCGAAAUGGAAUAUGUCAUUUUUGAUAAAAAGGGAAAGAAAAUCAAAUCUGUGAGAAUGGAGACGAGUGAGGAUUCUAAAGACGUCUUUACAAUUUAUGAUUUUGAAAAAAGCAACGUUUUCAUUGUCAGUAAAACAACAAAAUCUCUGAAAUGCUUUGGUUUUCAAAAUGCGGAGGUUAUGUGGCAAUGCAAGUGUGAAGACCCUUUGUUUCAGCCAGAAUCAGCAUGUUUGUACCAAAGCAAGCUUUACAUUGCAUCUUCCCACGCAGUCAUACAAUUUUCGACAACAGAAGGAAAACUAGAAAGAGAAUAUAAACAUGAUGACCUUAUUCAAAACUGUCUUGGUCUCUGUGCAAUAGAUUGUGUGCUUGCAAUUUCUUCGAAUUCACCUGAUCCCGAAGAAUCAAAAAAGCUAGGUUUUCUGGCUCUAUAAAAUUAGUAUGGUGUACAAUAGUGAAAAGAAAAGGCUUGAAAAUCUUAAUGAAUAUAAGAGGCUUAAAUAUGUAAUUUCAAAAUAUUUACAGUAUCAUAAUUUCAUAUAAUGAAGUCUUGAAACUAGAACAAGUAUAACAAAUCUUAGCUGUAUAAAACCUGGAAACGGUUGGAGUAAGCGUACUUGCAUUCCUGUAUUUCGAAGCAAAAGUUUGCUUACUUGAAAAAAAAAUAAAAAAACAUCUUUACUUAAAUAACUUCGAAAUUAAACGCAGUAUUUUUUGGACAAAAAUAUGAGAACCAAUUUAGCCUUAUGACAUUUGUUUAUGAAAAACGCUGAAGUUUAUUAUUAAGGUUUGCAGUUUGUGUAUGCAUAUCCUGUUUUAGUAGCUUUAAUAUAUUUCAUCAAGUAUAGGUAUGGUAACCUUUACCAUAUAUAUCUAUGAAAUGUUUCAUAAUGUAUUAUAGUUAUUGUCUAUUUCGUCAUAUAUAGCUAUGAUACAGCUUUGAUUUAUUUCAUCUUAUUUAUUUUAUUUUAACUUAUGUAUAUUUUAUCUUUGUUAUGGUAUAUUGAAUCAUGUACAGCUGCUGUAUAUUGUAUAUUGUAUAUUGUAUAUAGCUUCAUCUGAUUACACGUACAACUUAAAUUGAUAACUUGCGUUAAUGUAAGAAACUUUUGUUUUGGAGGUAAAAAGAUUUCCUAAA